This is a messenger RNA of Vicia villosa (hairy vetch), 1234 nucleotides long. Its product is annotated as cysteine synthase-like. Gene Ontology annotation, molecular function: cysteine synthase activity. NCBI's taxonomy places the organism in Eukaryota, Viridiplantae, Streptophyta, Magnoliopsida, Fabales, Fabaceae. Gene Ontology annotation, cellular component: cytoplasm. The transcript is spliced from 11 exons. Bases 108 to 1085 code for a protein of 325 amino acids. The record is from RefSeq and is a predicted model, not a curated record.
CAGACAAGGUAGCGUUGUUUUCUUCGUAAAUAUUCUUACCACGUGUGAACUCGUCACUGAUCAUCGUUCGUCAUUUCUGAGGUUUUUGUAGUGAGUGAGCUGAUACCAUGGCUGUGGAAAGAUCUGGAAUUGCUAAAGAUGUUACAGAAUUGAUUGGAAAAACCCCAUUAGUGUAUCUUAAUAAACUUACCGAUGGUUGUGUUGCUCGAGUCGCUGCCAAGCUCGAAUUGAUGGAGCCAUGCUCUAGUGUUAAAGACAGGAUUGGUUAUAGUAUGAUUGCUGAUGCAGAAGAGAAGGGGCUUAUCACACCUGGACAGAGUGUUCUCAUUGAACCAACAAGUGGAAAUACUGGCGUUGGAUUAGCCUUCAUGGCAGCAGCCAAGGGUUACAAGCUCAUAAUUACGAUGCCUGCUUCAAUGAGUCUUGAAAGAAGAAUUAUUCUGUUGGCUUUUGGAGCUGAAUUGGUUUUGACAGACCCUGCAAAGGGAAUGAAAGGAGCUGUUCAGAAAGCGGAAGAGAUAUUGGCUAAGACACCUAAUGCCUACUUACUUCAGCAAUUUGAAAACCCUGCUAAUCCCAAGAUACAUUAUGAAACUACCGGUCCAGAGAUAUGGAAAGGCACGGAUGGGAAAGUUGACGCAUUUGUAUCUGGGGUAGGUACUGGUGGAACCAUAACAGGAACUGGGAAAUAUCUCAAGGAGCAAAAUUCUAAUAUAAAGCUGAUUGGCGUGGAACCAGUGGAGAGUCCAGUGCUCUCAGGGGGAAAACCUGGUCCUCACAAGAUUCAAGGGAUUGGUGCUGGCUUUGUCCCUGGUGUCUUAGACGUUGGUCUUAUUGAUGAAAUCAUUCAAAUAUCAAGUGAUGAAGCAAUUGAAACUGCAAAGCUUCUUGCACUUAAAGAAGGCCUAUUUGUGGGAAUAUCUUCUGGAGCUGCAGCCGCUGCUGCCAUUCAGAUAGCCAAAAGGCCAGAAAAUGCUGGAAAGCUUAUUGUUGUCAUUUUUCCAAGCUUUGGGGAGAGGUACCUAUCCUCUGUGCUAUUUGAGUCAGUGAGACGUCAAGCUGAAACCAUGAUCUUUGAGCCCUGAAUUAUUGUUUCAGGCUUUGAAUUGAUUCACUUCUGUUAUUUCUUAAGAAUUUUAGUGGAAUUGACUCUCAUAGUUACUGUUGUUUUGUGAUUCUGAAACAAAACUUGCUUUAGAAUAUUUGGAUGGAAUAAAUUUGGCAUUUGAGAGUA